Micromonas pusilla CCMP1545 is the source of this 2595-nucleotide messenger RNA. RefSeq lists its product as uncharacterized. The transcript has 2 exons. The record is from RefSeq and is a predicted model, not a curated record. Gene Ontology annotation, molecular function: protein binding. The annotation marks the transcript as partial. NCBI's taxonomy places the organism in Eukaryota, Viridiplantae, Chlorophyta, Mamiellophyceae, Mamiellales, Mamiellaceae.
CACGUGUUCGGCAUGAAAGGAGACGUGAAGGACAACAUCGCGUACGCGGACGAGACGACGGUGAUCUUCCCCGCGGGGAACAACGUCGUGCUGCACCAUCUCGAGUCGAAGACGCAGCAGUUCGUCCCGGGCACGCCCGGCGCCAAGGGCGUCGACGCGAUCGCGGUGAGCGCGAAUAAGAAGUGGCUCGCCGUCGCGGAGAGCGCGGAGAAGGCGCAGAUCACGAUCUACGACCUGCACACGCUGAAGCGGAAGAAGGUGCUGACGACGACGGAGGUUGGCUCGGAGAGAUACGCGAGCAUGAGCUUCUCCCCCGACGGCAAGCUCCUCGUCGCCCUCGGCGGCGCGCCCGAGUGGAACGUCGUGCUCUGGCAGUGGGAGAAAUCCAAAGCGUCGUCCGUCGUCCCGUCGCGCGUCGCCAAUCAGGCGCCCGGGUCCGCGUACCAGUGCGAGUUCUCGCCCUUCGUGAACGCGGACGGCGGGUACACGGCCACGGUGUGCGGGCAGAACUUAUUCAGGGCGUUUAAGAUCAACGACGGCGUCAUGAAACCCCUCGCGAGCGCGCUCGGGAAGCGAGAGAUGGGAAGCACGUUCACCGCGCACGGCUGGCUCCCCACGGACGAGCCCGGCCGAGAGCGGUGCGUCGUCGCGAACGAGGAGGGCGACGUGCUCGUCGUGGAGAACAACGAGGUGGUCGCCGCGAUUCCCGCGACGGAGAAGUACGAGGGGUGCGCGAUUCACUGCAUCGUGCCGUUUGGCGUGAAGGGGUUCGUCGCCGGCGGCGAGGAUGGCGCGUUGCUCGUGUACGAGAAACAAACGGACGAGCGCGAGCCGUUUAAGCUCACAAAGUCGUUCACGAUCGAGUCCGACGGGAAGAACGCGUCGAUUCGAAACCUCGCGAUCGACGCGAACGAGGAGAACCUCAUCGCGACGAUGGAUGAUAACCAGGCGUGGACGCUCUCGCUCGCGAACAUCGACGUGAUGAAGCCGGAGGAGAUGAACUUCGAGAGGAUGUCCGCGGGGUUCCACAGCAAUGGCGUCACCGGGGUCGAUCUGUGCGUCAGGAAGCCGCUCGUCGUGACGUGCUCCACGGACAAAUCCGUGCGGGUGUGGAACUACGUCGAGAGAACGGCCGAGCUCGUGAAGCACUUCGCGGAGGAGGCGCACUCCGUCGCGUUUCACCCGAGCGGUUUACAAAUCUUAGUCGGCUUCUCGGAUAAGCUCCAGCUCAUGAACCUCCUCAUGGACGACAUCCGCCCGUACAAGGAGUUCAGCAUCAAAGCCUGUCCGGAGGUUGUGUUCAACAACGCGGGGAACUGCUUCGCGGCGGUGAACGGCAACGUGAUUCAGGUGUACAACAUGUACACGUGCGAAAACGUCGGCAACUUGCGCGGGCACAGCGGGAAGGUUCGCACCGUGUGCUGGUCCCCGGACGACACGAAGAUCACCACCGCGGGUUUGGACGGCGCGGUGUACGAGUGGGAGCUGAAAGACUUCAAGCGCGUGCACGAGAACGUGGACAAGGAGUGCUCGUACUCGUGCCUCGCGCCGAGCCCGGACGGAACGUUCACGUACGGCGUCGGGUCGGACAGAAUGUUGAAAGAAUUCGACGCCGCGUACGCGUUGACGCAAGAGUUUUCGUGCGACGCGGGGGCGCUGACGCAAGUCGCGAUCCCCGCGAGCGGGCGCAGUCUGUUCGCCGCGACCGAGCGCGGGACGGUGCGGGCGUACAAGUACCCGCUGGACGGGGAGUUUCAAGAGUACCAGUGCCACGCCGCGUCCAUCACGCGGAUGCGUCUGACGUUUGACGACUCGCUUCUCUUUUGCGUCUCCGAAGACGCGUGUCUGUACGUGUUCGACGUGCAGACGGGAGAGAAGGAGAAGGCUGGGAAGGGCGCGGCAAAGAGCAAGGAAGCGCUCGUGACGUACGCGGAGGAAGUUCUCGUGACGAAGAUGGACAUCAACGAGAAGAACGGCCGCAUGCAAGAGCUUCAAAUGCAAGUCACGGAGCUUCAGCUCCAGUCCGAGUACCAGCUCCGCAUGAAGGACAUGAACAUGAACGAGAAGAUCAAAGACCUGACCGAUCGGUUCACGCUCGAGCUCGAGCAAGCGCAGACGAAGUUCGAGCUUCUGCUUCAGGAGAAGAACGAGCAAGAGAUGGAGUACGAAGAGCGCUUGCGGCAGACGGACGAGAAGAACGCGAAGGAGACGCGUCAGCUCGAGAACCAGUUCCAGGAGCAAAUUCUCGUCGAGGUGGAGCGGUAUCAAAAUCUUCAGAGAGACAAGGACCUCCUGAACGAGCAGUGGGACGAGCAAAACUCUCUGCUCGUGGAGUCGCACGAGCGCGUCAUCGAGGAGCUCACCGCGGAGUUUUCGGAGAAGCUCCAAGACGAGCAGAUGCACGCGGAGCGCAUGCGCGCGGAUCGCGAUUUGGGCGCGAAGGAAUCCGAGGAGACGAGGAAGCAGCUCGAGGAGGACGCGGACCAGGAGAUCGACGACCUGAAGAACACGUUCGAGACGAAGUUGAAACAAGAGCGCGAGGUUGGGUUACGGCUCAAGGGCGAGAACGGCAUCUUGAAGAAGAAGUUCACCGCG